AUGACCACACGUCUGGAUGCCGCAAUUCUGCCCAGAAAUGAAACUGAUCGCUUGGCGCUGCUGGACUUCAAAGACAGGAUAACUCAAGAUCCUCUCAAUGUCAUGAGCUCGUGGAACGAUUCCACUGAUUUCUGCAGUUGGGUUGGAGUUACAUGCAACCCUUCCACCAAAAAAGUUUCGAUUUUGAAACUCAACUCCAGAGAACUCGCAGGCUCUAUACCAGCUUCUAUAGGAAACCUCACCUACCUGACAGCAAUCAACCUAACAAACAACGACUUCCAUGGUGAAAUUCCUCAAGAAAUCGGUCGUCUACGAAGCCUGCAAUAUCUCAACCUAUCUGGAAAUUCAUUCAGAGGGAAGCUUCCGGCUAAUAUAUCUCACUGUAUGGAGCUAAGCGUGCUCGAUGUGAGCUCCAAUGAGCUUAUCGGGUCAAUUCCGAACGAAUUCAGUUCCUUGUUGAAAUUGACUUACCUUUGGCUUGCUCUCACCCUAAACCAACUGCAAGGCGAGCUACCUCCAAAUGUCGGUACUACUCUUCCAAAUCUUGAAGUGUUUUACGGUCAUUCAAACAAAUUCGCUGGUAAUUUUCCUAGCUCGUUAUCAAAUGCUUCUAGACUUUCGGGUAUUGAUUUUUCUACCAAUGUCUUCACUGGGACAAUCCCUGCAAGUUUUGGGAACUUGAAAAACUUAGUUAAACUAAACUUAGCUGGCAAUUUACUAGGAAGUGGGAAAACUGGUGACCUGAAUUUUCUUAGCUCCUUGGCCAAUUGUACCAUCUUGGAGGUUUUGGGUGUUUCCAAUAAUCAUUUUGGAGGAGAAUUGCCAAGAUCCAUAGACAACCUUUCUACCAGUCUUCAAAUUCUUGCUGUAGGUGGCACUUCGAUACAUGGAAGCAUCCCUAUUGGCAUUGGAAAUCUUAUAAACUUGACAGUUUUGGGAGCGGAAAAUAGCUUUUUGAGUGGAGCCAUACCUAGAGAGCUUAUUGGGCUCUCGUCCCUUUCAAUCUAUUUGGGCCUGGCUAACAACCAGUUAACUGGUGCACUGCCACAGGAAGUAGGUAAUUUGGCCAAUCUCGCGGAGCUAAAUGUAUCAGGAAAUCAGUUAUCAGGUGAUAUUCCAAGUGCCCUAGGCGAUUGUAUUAUGCUGGAGCACCUACGCUUGGCAGAUAACAAUUUUGAAGGAACAAUUCCUCAAUCUCUUAAAAGUUUAAGAAGCUUGGAAGAGAUGGAUAUUUCGAGCAAUAACUUUUCUGGGCAAAUUUCUGAAUUUAUAGGCAAGUUAAAAUUUCUCAAGAAUCUCAAUGUUUCUAAUAAUAAUUUCGAGGGUGAACUGCCUAAAGAAGGGAUUUUUCUAAAUGCAAGUGGUCUCUCAAUUCUCGAAAAUAGUGGGCUUUGUGGUGGCAUCCCACAAUUAAGUCUACCUCCAUGCUCCAACUCAAAGGCUCAUUCAUCUCGAAAAUUGCUUGCCCCAAAAGUAGUCAUCCCUGUAGCUUGUGCACUUGCAUUCAUAAUUGCUCUGUCAUGCUUCGUUGUUGCUCGUUCAAGACGUAAACUUGUAACUUCACCUUCCCAUAAGGAUUGGAAAAGGGGUGUCUCUUACUCGGAACUUGUUGAAUCAACUAAUGGGUUCUCCAUGGACAAUCUUAUUGUUACGGGAAGUUUUGGUUCAGUUUACAAAGGCAUAAUCCCUAGUGAUGGAACUGUAGUUGCAGUUAAGGUAUUGAACCUUCAACAAGAAGGAGCUUCCAGGAGUUUCAUCCGUGAAUGUAAUGCUUUAAGAAGUAUAAGGCAUUGUAAUCUUCUCAAGAUCAUAACUACCUGCUCAAGCACUGACAAUCGGGGCAAUGACUUCAAAAGUUUAGUUUUUAAGUACAUGGUAAAUGGAAGUCUUGAUGCGUGGCUGCAUCCAAUAGAUGAGCACUCUCAGAGUAAGAGAUUGAGCCUCAUACAAAGACUCAAUAUUGCAAUUGAUAUUGCUUCAGCAUUGGAUUACCUCCACCACCGUUGCAAUACGUCGAUUGUUCAUUGUGAUCUAAAGCCUAGUAAUGUUCUACUUGAUGAAGAUAUGGUGGCUCAUGUUGCUGACUUUGGUUUAGCAAGGUUCCUCUUGGAAGCGACGGAUAACCCCUCUCAAAGUCAAACCAUGUCAGCUAGGCUAAAGGGUUCCAUUGGCUACAUUCCUCCAGAGUAUGGCAUGGGAGGUGAAGUAUCCAUACUAGGAGAUGUUUAUAGCUUUGGGAUACUGUUGCUAGAAAUGUUCACGGGAAAAAGACCUACCGAUGGAAUGCUUGGAGAUGGUAUAAAUAUUCGCAAUUUCACAGCCUUGGCAAUGCCUGAUCAUGCCAUGGACAUAGUUGACCCUUCAUUGCUCAUUGAAGGAGAAGAUGCAGAUGCUAAUGAUGCCAGACACGAAGAUGAGGUACAAGAAGAACCUACCACAAAUCGCCAUGACCAUGGCCUUGUACAAGGAAGAAAAUUGGAGGAAGGUUUGGUUUCAGUGAUGCAGAAUUUCAUAGCCAUGGGGAUGCCUGAUGAUACCAUGGACAUAGUUGAUCCUUCAUUGCUCAUUGAAGGAGAAGAUGCAGAUGCUAAUGAUGACAAAUAUAAAAAUGAGAUACAAGAAAGACCUAUUACAAAUCGUUAUGACCGCAGCCGAGUCCAAGGAAGAAAAUUGGAGGAAUGUUUGGUUUUAGUGAUGCAGAUAGGACUCGCAUGCUCUGCAAUAUCCCUGGGAGAGCAGAUGCAUAUGAAUGUUGUUGUCAACAAAAUGAAGGCAAUUAGAGACUCAUUUAUGAAAUUAUGA
Molecule: messenger RNA, 2802 nt
Organism: Malus domestica (apple)
Lineage: Eukaryota; Viridiplantae; Streptophyta; Magnoliopsida; Rosales; Rosaceae
Source: RefSeq, a predicted model, not a curated record